AUGGUUCUGAUAACAGCGGCCUCAGCAGCAGCAGCACGAGCAGUAGCAGCAGGACGACCAGCAGAUGAUUACAUCGCACUAGAAACAAGAGAUGCAUCACCAGCACACUUUUUGUUCAAGAUUGAGUCGUGCUCGUUGCUUCAAAACUGUGGGAUUGAUAAAUACGAAACAAAUGAUUUUGUGGCUGGAGAACACAAGUGGAAACUAAUAAUUUGUCCUAAUGGAGAGGACAAAGCAAAAGAUAGCGACUAUAUUUCUAUAUAUUUGGCUAUGGGGGAUACAAGUUCUAUGCCUGCAAACUGGGAGGUCAAUGCUGUGUUUAGCAUCUUUCUUUACAAUCAAAUUCAUGACAACUACCUUUAUUCAUUAGGAAUAACAAGACGUUUCCUAGGAGUGAAGCCCCAAUGGGGCUUUUCCAAAUUUAUCUCUAAAAAGUUUCUGACUGAUCCAUCGAACGGAUACCUAGUCGAUGACAAUUGUGUGUUUGGUGCUGAGGUUUCUGUUGUUAAAAAGGAAGCUUUCGCAAUUGAAUGUUUGUCUUUGAAGAAUUUUGAAAUUCCUUACAAGCGUGAUUGGAAGAUUCCAAACUUCUCCAAACUCGGAGAGUUUUGGAAAUCUGAAGAAUUCAGUGCUGGAGGCCACAAAUGGGCUGUUAAGCUUUAUCCCAAAGGAACUGGAGACGCAUCUGGCCGCCAUGUCUCUGUCUAUUUGUACUAUUAUGGUUCCAAUACUGAUACUGCGUGGUAUGUCGGUUCCAGCGAUAAUUGGGGAAGGGAUGCAUUCAUGGAGAUUGCGACUAUAACUGAUCCCAAAAAAGGAUUCAUUGUGAAUGACUCUUGUCUUCUAGAAGUGGAGAUCUCUGUGAAAGCUGUUGUGCAAAUCUGCAACGACGGCGACGGAGACUGCAAUGGCAACGGCAACGACGGCUUCAACGGAAUUGGCAUCAUUGUUCUGGCGGUGAUGUCGGUGGUUGGUUCUUCAUCUUCCGAUAAGAUCGAGAAUGAGAGAAAACGUAAUUGGAAGAUUCCAAACUUCUCCAAACUCGGAAAAGUUUGGAAUUCCGAACAAUUUUCUGCCGGAGGCCACAAAUGGAAGAUUAAUCUUUACCCAAAAGGAAAUGGAGAGGCAACCGGUCGUUCUGUCUCCGUAUUUUUGCAGCACCUUGGUUCCGAAAGAGUGAAGGCACCCUUUACUGUAUUUAUCAAAAACCACGAGAAUCCCGGUGGAUACUGCAAAAGAGUCUCCGAUAAUCUAUGGUUUUCAGCUUCGGAUAAUAGUUGGGGAUGGUCUUCAUUCAUCGAGAUUGCGGAAAUUAAUGAUUCUGAAAAAAGAUUCAUUGUCAACGACUCUUGUCUUCUAGAUAUAGAAAUUUCUGUCCAAGCUGUUGCGCAAUAG
Molecule: messenger RNA, 1395 nt
Organism: Erythranthe guttata (spotted monkey flower)
Lineage: Eukaryota; Viridiplantae; Streptophyta; Magnoliopsida; Lamiales; Phrymaceae
Source: RefSeq, a predicted model, not a curated record